UCACUUUAUAUAUCAUUAGAACAUUUCGGUUAAUUGAGCAAUUUUUUCUGUUGAUAAUUACAGUACUUAAAAUGAACACAACAGAACAAAUAGAUAAUGUAGUGAAUUUACUACGAAAUACCUUUAAUCAGAGUUUACACUAUGAAUUGACGACAACAACAACAGCUUCUACGUUGCCACUACAUAGCUCCAUUGCUCGAGAUAACAGCAAUGAGGGCGAUAAGGCGCUACUCAUUGCAAAAGUUAUUACCAUUGUUAUAAUGUUCAUUGCAACAGUGAUUUGCAGUGGAAUACCGUUCUUAUUGAAUCGUUACUUCAAAUGGACUGAAAAUAAUACUGACGCACGUUCCGCCACUGUGGUGAAGUGUCUAUUAUAUUUUGGCGGUGGGGUACUGAUCUGUACGACUUUUUUGCAUGUGCUGCCAGAUGUACAGGAGGAUGUACAUGACUUGCAACAUUGUGGCUAUCUGCCUGAGUUGACUUUUGGUUUACCAGAAAUGCUUAUGUGUGCUGGAUUCUUUUUAAUGUUCUUCAUCGAUGAAUUGGUGCAUACUUUUCUACACAAUCAUAAACCAUUGUUAGAGGAGGAUGACGGCGCUGGUGCCGCUUUUGAACGUGGACAUAGUUUCCGUAAUAGCGUGUUAUUUAAACCCAAAAACCCGAAGAAAUUUGAGCUGGCGGAAAAUGAAACAAGCGUUGCUACUAUUAGUGUCACUGAAACGGACAAUGUAAAGUUGGAGAACGGCAACAGCGUUCCGGAGCGAAACAACAACAAUGUGGAAAGCAAUAAUACUGAACAUGCUGUGGAACAUAACCAUAAACAUCAACAGAACUCGCAUUCACAUUCCCAUAUGCCAGUAGUGAAUAGUGAAGGGGAUGCCGUUACCUCCUCACUGCGAGGUUUGUUUAUUGUAAUGGCUUUGUCAUUGCAUGAACUCUUUGAAGGUAUGGCUAUUGGCCUUGCCGGUACAGCAAGUUCGGUAUGGUUUAUGUUUGGCGCUGUCGCAGCUCACAAAUUGGUCUUGGCGUUUUGUGUGGGCGUUGAAUUGAUCGUAGCACGUACACGUCGUGGAUUAGUAAUUGUUUACUUAUUUACUUUUGCGAUUGUUAGUCCAAUCGGUAUUGGUAUUGGCAUAGCAAUUACUAAUACAGAUGAUAUGACUUCGACAAAUAUGACUGCAGCUAUAUUAAAUGGUCUUGCCUGUGGUACUCUCUUGUAUGUGGUGUUCUUCGAAAUACUCUCGAAGGAACAUGCUGGGUUAUUGUCAUAUUUAAUGUUACUCAUUGGAUUUGGUGUUAUGUUUGGCUUACAACAACUAGGUGCUGAUGAUCAUGAUCAUGGUGAUUCUUGCGACGGGGCUGACACUGAGACAACAGCUUUUAAUCCAAACAAAGUACCAGUUGAAAAUUUUGAAAAGGUUAAUGAUAUGUAUCUGUUACAUGUACCAUAUAUUAAAUUGAAACAAGCUUACGCUAUACUUCAUCUCAUCACUUCGUCUUUAUAG
This is a messenger RNA of Teleopsis dalmanni, 1505 nucleotides long. RefSeq names its product zinc transporter ZIP1-like. Gene Ontology annotation, molecular function: zinc ion transmembrane transporter activity. Gene Ontology annotation, cellular component: plasma membrane. The record is from RefSeq and is a predicted model, not a curated record. Bases 72 to 1505 code for a protein of 477 amino acids. The transcript is spliced from 3 exons. Gene Ontology annotation, biological process: zinc ion transmembrane transport. Lineage: Eukaryota; Metazoa; Arthropoda; Insecta; Diptera; Diopsidae.